ACAGUCACAAAAGUUGUACUGAAUUAGCAAGUUUAUUAAUUUUGAUAAUCGACAUUAGGAGUAAGAUGCAAACGCGUACAAGUAGUGAUUUUUUUUUUUUAUGGGAGUGAUUAAUUUAUUUAAAUGAUGUACUUAUAAGUUUACAUUAGUAUGCGACCUUGUUUUACUCCAUAUCUAUACAGGGAUCUACUCAUCUACGGAAUUUAAGUCAUAAAUCCAAUAAUAAACACUUAAAAUCUAAGGGUGACUUGUUACUUCGUGUGAUUUUGGUCAUAUUGCCCCCUUUGUGGUUAAUGACUUUAUUGUAAUUGUUUCUAAAAUUGUAGGUUCAAAAUUGUUAUAAGACAUUACAAGAAGCUCACUCUCUUAAGUUUUCAAAAGCUAAUUUAACAAACUAAAUGGCGGUGAAUUUUGUUUCUAGCUGGUCAGAUGGCACAACAUUGCCUGAAAGUUAUGUGUUUCCGCCGGAGAAAAGGCCGGGAAAGGAUGUUGUUCCGACGUCUAAGAAUGUUCCGGUUAUUGAUCUAGGCAAAGCCGAGGGAGAGACUCGUAAAGAAACAAUUCAAAAGAUCAUAGAGGCUAGCAAAGAGUUCGGAUUCUUUCAGGUGAUUAAUCAUGGAGUGCCGAGAAAAGUGGUUGAUGAGACGAGGGAAAUUUUUGAAGAAUUUUUUGAGCUUCCUAAGGAGGAAAUAUCGAAAUUUUAUUCAUCGGAUAUUGGUAAGAAAUGCAUAGUUUUCACAAGCAAUAUUGAUUUUGAUAAAGAAGAUAUUCACAAUUGGCGUGAUUCUGUAAGGCCCUUGUGUACUCCUUUACAAGAAUGCAUCGAAUCUUGGCCCGAAAAACCUACUAGAUGCAGGAAGGUUGUUGGGGAGUAUGUACGCGAAGUUGGGAAGCUAGGAUCAGGAUUAUUGGAGCUGAUAAGCGAAGGACUAGGGCUCGAACCGGGAUACUUCGCUAACGAAUUGAGUGAGAAUCAUGUUAUGGCUGUUCACCAUUAUCCACCAUGCCCUGAUCCUAGCUUAACCUUGGGAACCAGAAGACAUAGUGAUCCUGGCCUUAUUACUUUUGUUCUUCAAGGGGAUGUUCCAGGACUUCAAGUAUUGAAGGAUGGCAAAUGGAUUGGUGUCGAAGCAAUUCCUCAUGCAUUUGUUGUCAACAUUGGAUACCAAUUACAGAUUGUUAGCAAUGGAAAGCUGCGUAGCGUGGAGCAUCGAGCAGUAACAAACAAGGAUGAAGAUCGAUUUACAGUAGCGUCGUUCAUCGAGCCAAUACGAGAGUGCAUUGUAGAACCUGCUAAAGCUCUUGUUGAUGCAAAAAAUCCUCAACUUUAUGAGGGUGUUCGAUAUGCAGACUUCGUUCAAAUGUUCAGGACAUCUUAUUUGGAAAAAAAGGAAGAUGCUAAUUAAGUAACCUUAUAUGUUUAGAACUUUGUUGUAAUGAAUAAGAGUAUUAUUGAGUAAUUAUGAGUACUGGCUCAUUAGAUAAACAAACAUACGGAGUAUGUACUUUAGACCUUGUAAUUAGUUAUAUGAAUAAUACUUACUUCGUUUAACAAUA
Molecule: messenger RNA, 1557 nt
Organism: Chenopodium quinoa (quinoa)
Lineage: Eukaryota; Viridiplantae; Streptophyta; Magnoliopsida; Caryophyllales; Amaranthaceae
Product: flavanone 3-dioxygenase 2-like
Exons: 4
Coding region: 399-1406 (335 amino acids)
Source: RefSeq, a predicted model, not a curated record